AACACUCAACUUUCUUCUUUAUCAUUUAAUUUACUUCAUAUUAAUCCAUUCCUGGUUCUUGUAAGAUGGAAUUGGACACUAUAAAUACGAGUAUAGGACCAGCACGCUGCUAGCCAACAACACCAGACACAGUUGUAGCUCCUGAUCAUCAUAAGGGACUUCACAGCUUCAGCUUUCUCUUUCUUCUUUGUUUCUCUAGCCAUAUAUCUGUUUCAUACCAACUUAAGCACGAUGGUGUUAGAAACUAAGAGGCUUUCAUCAGCCAUGAACGCUAAAAUUGUGGGCACAGGGAGUCAGUCCAUAGUCCUAGCUCAUGGCUAUGGAGGAGACCAGUCUGUCUGGGACAAAGUCCUUCCUUACUUGGCUCAACAUUACAGCGUUCUUGUUUUCGACUGGACCUUUUCGGGUGCUGCCAAGGACUCCAACCUCUUUGAUCCUGCCAAAUAUUCGUGCUACGAUGAUUUUGCUCAUGACUUGAUUGCUCUCUUGGAUGAACUUAACUUGAAAUCCUCAGUCUAUGUUGGCCACUCCAUGUCUGCUAUGGUUGGAUGCAUUGCUUCCAUCAAGAGACCUGACCUCUUUAGCAGCCUCAUACUCAUUGGAGCUUCUCCUAGGUAUUUGAAUACAGAUGACUAUGAAGGUGGAUUUGGGAGUUCAGAUAUUAAGCAAAUCAUCUCAAGCAUAGAAUCCAACUUCCAUAACUGGGCCGCUCACUUUGCUUCCGUUGUUGUGGACUCAAAGGAUCCUCUCUCUGUUGACAAGUUUACCAAGUGCCUGCAAAAAAUGAGACCUGAAGUUGCAGUUUCUGUAGGAAAAAUAGUCUUUUACAGUGACGAAAGAGACACACUUGACAAUGUCUCAACUCCAUGCACUAUCAUCCACACCAGCAGUGACAUUGUCUCUCCAAAAUCGGUCGCGGUUUACAUGCAGAAGAAAAUCAAGGGAAACCCCAAAGUGGAGAUUAUAAAUACUAAUGGCCAUUUCCCACAGUUAACUGCACACAAUGAGCUUCUUGAUGUGCUAGGACUCAUCUUGGGGGUUGAAUUUGAUCUUGAUCAUUAACCAAGAUUGGAAAUAUUAUCAUGCUGAUUAUGAGGUAGAUGAGUAAUUUCUUAUACUCCCUGUCCUCUUUGUAUUAAGUUUUCUUUUGGAGAGGUAGCAUGCUAGCUGUAGUUCUUAGAAUAAUACGAAGGCCAGUCAUAUAUAUGCAUAUUUCAGAUGGCCUCGUCUUUUAUGUUAUAUUAUGUCAAGCAUCAUUCCAUGAAAUAUAAAUUGU
Messenger RNA from Fragaria vesca subsp. vesca, 1276 nucleotides. Its product is annotated as sigma factor SigB regulation protein RsbQ-like. The transcript has 2 exons. Lineage: Eukaryota; Viridiplantae; Streptophyta; Magnoliopsida; Rosales; Rosaceae. The coding region runs from base 232 to 1062 and encodes 276 amino acids. The record is from RefSeq and is a predicted model, not a curated record.